Molecule: messenger RNA, 2160 nt
Organism: Staurois parvus
Lineage: Eukaryota; Metazoa; Chordata; Amphibia; Anura; Ranidae
Source: the annotation of a GenBank genome assembly
AUGGGAGGGGAAUUCGGAACUUCUCUUCCUGAGAUCCCUGUUGAGUUUCUGCAGGAGAAGGAAGUAUUCAAAGAAUUUAUCUACCGCAUCAAUACUUUGGGAUGGACAAGUCGCACCCAGUUUGAGGAGACUUGGGCCACACUGCUUGGAGUUCUGGUCACUCAGCCUAUUGUAAUGGACCAAGAAGACCAGCAAGAGGAGGACACAGAGCGAACACAAAUAAAUGUCCUGGCUGUACAAGCCAUCACUUCCCUGGUCCUCAGUGCUAUGACUAUUCCCUCUGCUGGAAACCCAGCCAUCAGCUGCCUGGAGCAGCAGCCACGGAAUAAGACCCUGAAAGCCCUGGAUACCAGGUUUGGCAGGAAACUGAGUGUUGUUCGAGGGAUAGUAGAGGAAGAAAUCCAGGCGUUGGUAUCUAGAAGGGACAACAUUGCCACGCAUCAUGCUUGUCAAGCCUGGGAUCCCGUGCCUUGCUUAUCUGCUGCAACCACAGGAGCACUGAUUAGCCAUGAGAAGCUGCUACUGCAGAUCAACACAGAGCGAGAAAUCGGAAACAUGAGCUAUAAGUUGGGUCAGGUCUCCAUCCACUCAGUUUGGCUUGGGAACAAUAUUACACCACUGAGACCAGAGGAGCUAGAUGAAGAUGAGGAGGAUGAGAAUGAUACUCCAGCACCAUCAUCACCCCCUAUAUCUCCAAUUAACUCCAGGAAACAUCGGGCUGGAGUGGACAUACAUUCCUGUUCACAGUUUCUCCUUGAGCUGUACAGCCAGUGGAUUCUGCCUGCUAACACUGGGAAGAAGACUCCAGUCAUCUUGGUCAGUGAGGUUGUGAGAUCGCUGCUGGCGGUAUCUGAUUUAUUCACGGAGAGGAACCAGUUUGAGAUGAUGUACACAGCUUUAACUGAGCUCCAGAAACAGCAUCCAUCCGAGGAUGAAAUUCUUAUUCAGUAUCUGGUGCCUGCAAUCUGCAAGGCGGCUGCCGUGCUGGGAAUGGAUAAAACUAUAGCAGAGCCUGUCAGCCGACUACUGGAGAACACACUACGAAGUACCCACAUGCCCAGCCGCAUUGGAGCUCUACAUGGCAUUCUGUAUGUGCUGGAGUGUGUGGACCUCCUGGAUGACACAGCCAAGCAACUCAUACCCAUCAUCAGUGACUACCUGCUGUCCAAUCUGAGGGGCAUUGCACACUGUGUAAACCUGCACAACCAGCAACACAUUCUGGUAAUGUGUGCGGCUGCCUUUUACUUGAUUGAAAACUACCCGUUGGAUGUUGGGCCAGAUUUUACUGCGGGCAUCAUACAGAUGUGUGGAGUGAUGGUAUCGGGGAGUGAGGAAUCCACACCCUCCAUGAUAUACCACUGUGUACUGCGAGGUCUGGAGCGCCUCCUGCUAUCUGAGCAGCUUUCCAGGCUGGACGGUGAGGCAUUGGUGAAGCUCAGUGUGGACAGAGUGAAUAUGCACAGCCCACACAGGGCCAUGACUGCCUUAGGACUGAUGCUGACAUGCAUGUACACAGGUAAAGAGAAGAUCAGUCCUGGUCGUACUACAGAUCCAAGUCCUGCGGCCCCGGACAGCGAGUCUGUCAUUGUUGCCAUGGAGCGUGUAUCUGUGCUUUUUGACAGAAUCCGGAAGGGAUUUCCCUUCGAGGCAAGGGUGGUGGCCAGGAUUCUUCCACAGUUCUUAGAUGACUUUUUCCCUCCUCAAGAUGUAAUGAAUAAAGUAAUUGGAGAGUUUUUAUCCAAUCAGCAACCCUACCCACAAUUCAUGGCAGCUGUUGUUUACAAGGUGUUUCAGACGCUACAUGCCACUGGUCAGUCCUCCAUGGUGCGUGACUGGGUGAUGCUCUCCCUCUCCAACUUCACACAGAGAACUCCGGUGGCCAUGGCAAUGUGGAGCCUCUCCUGCUUUUUUGUCAGUGCAUCUACCAGCAAGUGGAUUUCUGCAAUUCUUCCACAUGUGAUCAGCCGAAUGGGCAAGUCUGAACCUGUGGACGUCAACUUGUUCUGUUUAGUGGCCAUAGACUUUUACAGGCACCAGAUUGAUGAAGAGCUGGACCGCAGGGCCUUCCAGUCAGUGUUCGAGCUGGUGGCUGCACCAGGAAGCCCGUAUCACAGCCUGCUGAUGUGUUUGCAGAAUGUGAAUAAGACGACGGUGUUCUAA